CAAGAACUUAUAAAAUUUGUGAAUAAAUGGGGAAUAAAAUACCAAAAACCUACAGUGAAUUUGAAAGGAACCUUCAUAAGAAGCAGAACAACUUGACGGCGAAGGAACAUUUUGUACAAAUGUUAAAAUAGCAAAGGCAUGCUUAACAGUAUUAAUUGCAAAGAGGAUUCUGAAAACCUCAAUAAGGAAAUAUACAAGAUCCUUUUCAGUGAUCUCAAUAAGGUAAAAUAGCUCCAAAACUGGAUUCCAUGGUGCUUCACCUGAACUUUCACUAGAAGCAUUGCAGAAAAAAUCUAAAAUAACAGAGGGAGAACAUUCUGGGAAAAUAUUUAUUGUCAAAUACGGAGAUGAUCUUCCUGAUAAAGCUAUUAUUGUUAACAAGAAGAAUCAUGAAGAACAAAAAGAUCCCCAUGGGGAUGGCCCCAAUGAACUGACUUGUGGAUGGCUCAUCAGCGAGGUUAUUAGAACUUAUGAGGAGUAUUUUGAAAAGAGAUCAGAAUCCCUAACGUCCCAAGAUACACAAUAUUGCAGCAAAUUGUCAUCCUAUUCAAGUCCAAGGAAAGACAAUUCCCAAAGGAAGUUAAUAAUAGGGCUCAAAGUAGCAGGGGAAGGCUAUAACCUUCCCAUUGAUUUUUACUUAACACAGUUUGACCUCCCUCUUAGCCGCCUUCCUGAUUACCUAGAGUUGAAUGCACAGUACUCUUGUCUAAACAGGGACCAUAGGAAGUUCCUAAGCGAAUUGUUACAGGAAAAGCAUAAAGUGUCAAUCGAAGAUUUUGAAUUUCUCCAUGUUAUCGGGAAAGGAGGAUACUCUAAAGUUGUAGCUGCACGGAAAAAUGAUAGCGGAAGGAUAUAUGCGAUCAAGAUUAUGGAAAAGACGCACAUCAAUUCCAAUUUCAUCAGCGAAAGCAUCGUUGUCAAUGAACGCAACAUUCACUUUAUGUUCACUAAUGACCCAUUUUUCAUCGAUAUCUAUUGGGCUUUUCAGGACAAGGAUCAUUACUAUCUAGUAACUGAGAUGUGAAUUGGAGGAAGUCUUUAUAAUUUACUCAGUACUCAUGAUCCACUUGAUGAAAACCUGAUCAGGUUCUAUGCAAGCCAGAUCUUGAUCAUGAUUAAGAGAAUGCAUGACAAGAAUAUUAUUUACAGAGAUCUUAAGCCUGAAAAUAUUUUAAUCGACUCAUCAGGAUAUUUAAAGCUUGCCGAUUUUGGCCUUGCCAAAAUCGUCUCAAGCUUGGACAAACUGAAUGAUACAUUUUGAGGCUCUCCUGAGUACAUGGCCCCAGAGAUGUUAUUAGGCGAUUCUCAUAACCUAACCCUAGAUUUUUAUACUUUCGGGUGUCUUCUUCAUGAAAUGGUAUCAGCAUUUCCACCCCAUUAUUCCCGGAAUCGGGAAGAGAUGAAUAAUAAGAUUAUGUUGAAUUCAGCAAAUCUAAAUUUUGACUGAAGUAAAGAGCUGAAACAGUUGAUCAACUGGUGAUUGCACAAGAAUCGAGAUUUAAGGCCUCAGUCAGUUGAGAAGUUAUGAGAUCAUGCAUUUUUCAAAGGGGUUGAUUGGGCUGAGAUUGAGGCUCGGAAUACCAAGGCCCCUUGGAUUCCCUCUCUUAUCAACCACUUUAACCCUAAAUUUACUGACAUCAAGAUCGUCAAUAAUACUAUAUGUGAGGAUGCUAAAGCAGACGAGAAUUUUAAUUCAAGGACUUCCGUUCGAAUCGAACGAGAAGAUUGUAAUGAAACAAUAAAGUUACUUCAAGAAGAAUCCAAAGACAAAGAGAAUGAAUUCUCAAAAUUAUUGGACUACAUAAACGGGAGUGCACUGCUCAAGGAAGUUUAUGCAUCCAACAACAUUAGGACGCCCAAGAGGGCAAGGGAGAACACUGCUGGAUUUGAAAUAGAGAAUUUACCGCUUGAAGAAGUCUACUUCCGCAAGUACUUCAUUGAUAUGUUCAAGAAGUCUAAAAAGCAGAAAUUAGAAGGCCUUGAUGGCUCCCUAAAUACUAUUAAAGAGAGUGACUCAAGUUUAGAGGUCUCUAAGUGCAAGGAGUAUGAUGAGAAGUACCUUGAUGGCACUGUUUCGGAAAUCCAAGAAGCGCCUAUUAUGAAGAUACAGUCUUUUGAUGAGGUCAAGCAGCGAACAACCUCUUUUGAUAGCGAAGUUGAUCCACAAGAGUUUGAGUUAGAGAGCUUUGAUGAGAGUCUUAGUGAAGAGGAUGAUCUGGAUAAUAAUUUCGGGCCUCAUAUUGAUCAGCUGCAUGAAAUUGAGCAGAAAAAUUUUGAGAGUACAUCCUAUUUGACUCCAUUAAUUGAGCCUCGAGAGCUAGAAACUCCUAAAAUUAAGGUACCUCUUGGAAAUAUUUUCGAAGAAGAGUAUUCCAAGGAAGAAGAAGGAUAUACUUUGAUAAAAAUCCAAGAAGCUGCAUCUGAAAAUUAUGACUCUUCUCAAAUAAUGGUUCAAAAAUUGAGUCCAAAGUACGAAGGAAAGCAUAACUUGAGUCCUAAUAAUUCGUAUGAAGAUUCACCCAUCAUAAAUAUAAUUCCUGCAGUAGAGCAGCCAGCACUUAAGAUUCAACGAAGUGCACAGGGUAUAGAGUCUGUUCGAAUCUCAGAAAGCUUCGGUGAUGCUACAGAAAAUCUUUUUCUGACUCCAUUAAAAGAAAGCAAAACAUUAUUUUAUGUGAACGAUUUGAGCAGUGUUGAGUCCUCUACAUCUCCACAUUCGAAUAAAAAGAGAGUUAGUCCUCGAAAGAAAAAGGUGAAGAACUCCUCAACAGUCUCUUCAACUAUCCAGUCUGUGUUUGAUAGAGACUCACUUAUUCCAGCUUACGGAAUUCCUUCAAACCGUUCUGGAUUCCAUCGGAUCAAUAACCAAAGCGAAGUAAUACAAGGUCAAUAUCAAAAGUUGAAUAAAUUUCUUACAGAGUCAACUCACAGUAAAAACACCUCUAUUAAGAAAAAGAAAAGUAAGAAAUUCAAGAAGAAAGUAGUCCGGUGACCUAGCCCUGUAAAAAGCUCUGAUAGUAAUCCCUUUGACUCUGUACUGCUGACCUCUCUCAUAAAAACCAUGAGGCUCUCUGAGAAAUAA
Molecule: messenger RNA, 3082 nt
Organism: Moneuplotes crassus
Lineage: Eukaryota; Ciliophora; Spirotrichea; Euplotida; Euplotidae
Source: the annotation of a GenBank genome assembly